Messenger RNA from Salmo salar (Atlantic salmon), 7086 nucleotides. Its product is annotated as rho-associated protein kinase 2. The record is from RefSeq and is a predicted model, not a curated record. Gene Ontology annotation, biological process: peptidyl-threonine phosphorylation; smooth muscle contraction; regulation of actin cytoskeleton organization. Lineage: Eukaryota; Metazoa; Chordata; Actinopteri; Salmoniformes; Salmonidae. Gene Ontology annotation, cellular component: cytoskeleton; centrosome; cytoplasm. Gene Ontology annotation, molecular function: ATP binding; Rho-dependent protein serine/threonine kinase activity; small GTPase binding.
AGAGGAAUUAAUGUUUCACUGAGUGCUUGUGGGUAACGAUGUUCUGGGUUGUUCAGAGGACUGAAUGUAUGUGACGGGUGAAGACACCGAAUAGAAGUUCUCGGUGAGCCUAUUUCAAUGAAGAAACUUGACAUUUACAGCGACAAAAUCCACGAGUCAUGCUAGCGGAGUUCAGGAGUUUGAGAUCCGACGAUUUGGAACAGCGCGCCUAACCUGGGAUCUGGAUGAGUCCGUUUUAACUGGGAGAUUCUGUCGGCAUUUGAGUAGGAAGACGCUCUUUAAUGUCGAAUAAUAUGCAGCGAAAACUCUGGCAAUAAAUUAUUAACCAAUUCAUACCGUCAAAACAACGCUUGUUCAGCUUAGUUAUCAGUUUAUCGUUCAGCCAACCAGCAGCAAAAUAGCGAGCGCUGCCCUACGGUGUUAAAGGGACACCGCAGGUAUUGACCAAGUUGUUGUGACAUUUAAAGUUACCGUCACAUGCCAUUGUCGGACCUGGACUGACGAAAUUGCCAUCAUGUCGUCCGGAGCGGAGAAGAGGCUGGACACCCGGCUGAAAAAGUUGGAAUCGCUGAUCAGAGACCCGAAGUCGGCAUUAAACUUGGAGAUUUUACUGGAUUCCAUGAAUGCCUUGGCCCUGGAUUUGGACUACCCGGCGCUACGGAAAAACAAAAACAUAGAUGCCUUCUUAAACAGAUAUGAGAAGGCCAUGGUUAAGAUGCGGGACCUGCAGUUGAAACCGGAGGACUUUGACAAGGUCAAGAUGAUCGGCAGAGGAGCCUAUGGAGUGGUGCAACUGGUCCGUCACAAGGCGUCUCAGAAGGUGUACGCCAUGAAACAGCUCAGCAAGUUUGAGAUGAUCAAACGCUCUGACUCCGCCUUCUUCUGGGAGGAGAGAGACAUCAUGGCCUUCUCCAACAGCCCCUGGGUCGUCCAGCUGUGCUGUGCUUUCCAAGACGACCACCACCUCUACAUGGUGAUGGAGUAUAUGCCUGGUGGAGAUCUGGUCACCCUGACCAUGAACUACGACAUGCCAGAGAAGUGGGUCCGUUUCUACACUGCCGAGGUGGUGCUGGCUCUAGAUGCCAUUCACUCCAUGGGUUUCAUCCACCGCGAUGUGAAACCGGACAACAUACUACUGGACCAAAAUGGCCACCUCAAGCUGGCUGACUUUGGCACCUGCAUGAAGAUGGACUCUACGGGCAUGGUCCACUGUGACACAGCGGUGGGGACUCCGGACUACAUCUCCCCUGAGGUGCUCAAGUCCCAGGGGGGGGAUGGCAACUACGGCCGCGAGUGUGACUGGUGGUCCGUGGGGGUGUUCAUCUUUGAGAUGCUGGUCGGCGAAACCCCAUUUUAUGCCGAGUCACUAGUAGGAACCUAUGGGAAGAUCAUGGAUCACAAGAAUAACCUCAACUUCCCUGAUGAUGUGCAGAUGUCCAAUGAUGCCAAGGACCUCAUCUGUGCCUUCCUGUCUGACAGGGAGGUGCGUCUGGGGAGGAACGGCGUGGAGGAGAUCAAGAGACACCCCUUCUUCACGAACGACCAGUGGACCUUCAACACCAUCCGAGAGACCGUGGCCCCAGUAGUGCCGGAGUUGAGCAGUGACAUAGACACCAGUAACUUUGACGAGAUCGAGGAUGAAAAGGGCGACGUGGAGGCCUUUCCCACACCAAAGGCCUUUGUGGGCAACCAGCUGCCAUUUGUGGGUUUCACCUACUUCAAAGAAGACCAAUUGCUAAGCGGUGUGAAUAAAGUGAUCUCUGUGGAGGAAUCUGAGGACUGUGUGGAUAGCUGUGAGGAAAAACAGGACGGCAUCAAAGGAGAGUCAGAUCAGCUGCAGAAGAAGUUCCAUUGUCUUGAGGAGCAGCUCAACCAUGAGAUGCAGGCCAAAGACCACCUGGAAAACAAAUACAAGACUACCACUAGUCAUCUAGAGAAGCUGGUCAAAGAACUGGAGGAAGAGAUGAGCAGCAGGCAGAGAGUGGAGUCUUCUCUGAGGCAGCUGGAGAGAGAGAGGGCCCUGCUGCAGUACCAGAGUGCAGAGAACCUCCGCAAGGUGGAGCUGGAGGCGGACAGGAAACGCAGCCUGGAGAACGACCUGAACAGCCUGCGGGACCAGCUGGAAGAGCUGAAGAGGAGGAACCAGACCUCUCAGAUGUCCAGUGACAAGAACAUCCACCUGCAGAGACAGCUGGAUGAGGCGACAGCGGUGCUGGCAGAGGAGCAGGAGGCGGCAGGGCGACUGCGGAGGAGCCAGGUGGAGGCCCAGAAGCAUGCCCAGGCCCUGGAGCUCAGCCUCAGGGAGAUGGUGGACAAGUGCACCCAGCUGGAGAACGCCAAGAUGGGCAUAGAGCAGCAGCUGAUGAGCCUUCAGGCCGACCUGGAGGCCGAGAGGAGGAACCACAGUCUGGGGACAGAGACUAUAGUUGACCUGCAGGGACAUAUCCUGGGCCUGGAGGAGGAGGUGAAGCAGAUGAAGGGUUUUCUCUCUGGAACACAGACAGAGAAGAGGCAGCUGCAGCAGAGACUCACUGACAUGGAGAAGGAGAAGAGCAACCAGGAGAUUGACCUGACGUUCAAGCUCAAGUCGUUGCAACAGAGUUUUGACAUAGAGGAGGCCGAGCACAAGGCCACCAAGACACGCCUUGCUGACAAGAACCAGGUCUAUAAGUCCAUUGAGGAGGCCAAGUCUGAGGCCCUGAAAGGGAUGGAGCGGACGCUGCAGGAGGAGCGGAGCUCCAAGCUGCAGCUGGAGUCCAGACUGCUGCAGCUGGAGAAGGAGCACUCCAUGCUGGACUGUGACUACAAGCAGGCCCAACAAAAAGUGGAUGAGCUGAACACGCACAAGGACAAACUCGCCGAGGAGGUGAAGAACCUGAGCCUGGGCAUGGAGCAGGAGGAGCAGAAGCGCAGGCUGAGCAAGAACGACCUGAAGGCCCAGACCCAGCAGGUGACCGCCCUGCGUUCCUCAGAGAAGCAGCUGAAGCAGGAGCUCAACCACCUGCUAGACAUGAAGCAGAGCCUGGAGAAACAGAACCAGGAGCUACGCAGGGAGAGACAGGAGGCUGAAGGACAGCUGAAGGAGUUGAAGGACCAGCUGGAGGCGGAGCAGUAUUUCACGACCCUGUACAAGACCCAGAACCGGGAGCUGAAGGAGGAGUGUGACGAGAGGAACAAGCUGUAUAAGGACAUUCAGCAGAGACUGGAGGAGUACCAGGAGGAGAGGGAUUCCCUGGCGGCCCAGCUGGAGGUGAGCCUGACCAAGGCGGACUCGGAGCAGCUGGCGCGCUCCAUCGCCGAAGAGCAGUACUCCGACCUGGAGAAGGAGAAGAUCAUGAAGGAGCUGGAGGUGAAGGACAUGAUGGCCAGACACAGGCAGGAGCUAGGAGACAAGGAGGCUACCAUUGGCUCGCUGGAGGAGUCCAACCGCACCCUGACAGUGGACGUGGCCAACCUGGCCAAUGAGAAGGAGGAGCUCAAUAACCAACUGAAGGAGAUGCAGCAACAGCUGCAGAAGGCCAGAGAGGAGGAGAGACAGAUGAACUGUGUAAAGAUGUCCUUCGAGAAGCAGCUGCAGACGGAGAGAACGCUCAAGAUUCAGGCGAUCAACAAGCUGUCCGAGAUCAUGAACCGCAGGGAGACGUUGCGUACCGGUCACAACCGCGACGACACGCUGGACGUGCGCAGGAAGGAGAAGGAGAACAGGAAGCUGCAGCUGGAGCUGAGGUCAGAGAAGGAGAAACUCAACUCCACCAUCAUCAAGUACCAGAAAGAGAUCAACGACAUGCAGGCGGUGAUAUUGGACGAGAGCCAGGUGCACAUGGAGCUGCAGAUGGCCUUGGACAGUAAGGACAGUGACAUCGAGCAGCUGCGUUGUCAGCUAAUCUCUCUGAGCGUCACCUCCAUGGACUCCACCAGUAUCAGCAGUGGUAACGACCUGGACAUGGACGACAGUGGUUACCCAGUGCACAUCACUCACUCCCAGACCUCUGAGUCCAUGUCCUUCCACUACCAGCGCACGCAGAAAUCUGUCAGCGUUGCGACCCGGCCCUCCUUCAGAGUAUCUCACCCUCUCUUUGAGGAGGAGGAGGAAGAAGAGUAUGAAGGAAAUGACGGGCUGUUAGAACAUGGCUGCCAACCUUUGGCCCUCACCUAUGAGCAGCCGCCCCCAGAGCCUGACCGCAGUGGUGCAGAUACCAGGCUGGAGGGCUGGCUGUCACUUCCUGCCAAGAAUACCAAGAGGUUUGGAUGGGAUAGAAAGUAUGUGGUAGUGAGCAGUAAGAAGAUUCUGUUCUACAACAGUGAGAUGGACCGAGAGCAGUCCAACCCCUUCAUGAUCCUAGACAUCGAUAAGCUGUUCCACAUCCGACCGGUCACUCAGACAGACGUGUACCGCGCUGACGUCAAAGAAAUCCCCCGGAUAUUCCAGAUUCUGUACGCCAACGAGGGUGAGAGCAAGCGGGAGCAGGAGUUUGCGGUGGAUCCCCUGACGCUGACAGGCGAGCGCUCGUCCUUCGUCAGGCACAAGGGUCACGAGUUCAUCCCCACGUUCUACCACCUGCCGUCGAGCUGCGAGGCGUGCACGCGGCCCCUGUGGAACGUGUUCAAGCCGCCGCCUGCGCUGGAGUGCCGUCGCUGCCACACCAAGUGCCAUAAGGACCACCUAGACCGGAAGGAGGAGGUCAUCGCCCCCUGCAGGGUAAACUAUGACAUGUCCACUGCCAAAGACCUACUCCUAUUGGCCGGCUCUCAGACAGAGCAGAAGAGAUGGGUCAGCCAGCUAAUCAAACGCAUCCCCCGGAAACACCCCACCCCUAGCCCCGCCCCCACUGCAGCCUCCGCUGCCCAAGCCCCCGAGCCACCCUCUCGCUCCUCCCCACAAGCCUCACCACAAGCCUCCCCCCGCAACAUCCCACAACGCUCCCCCCCCCGCAACUCCCCAAGCCUUUCCUACCGUGGAGCCAUCAAGGUCCAGCCCAGCCGCCAGAAGACUCAGCUUGAAGGGAAGCCCAGAUUGCUUGUUGAUUUUGAAAGCCUGAAGGACUGGAGUUGGUCGUUGGAGGAUGUCGAUGAUGAUGAUGAUGAUGAUGAUGAUAUGUUCGGCUUCUGAGGAAGUGAGGGGUAACUUCAGCAGUGGCUGCUGGGAAAUUGAGUUUUUGUUGGAGGCGUUGAGUCCUGAUGCAUGUGUGGCUCCAUUGGUAAGAGCAUGGCGCCUCAGUCGUAGGUUCAAUUCUGGGAGGGAUAACAGACUAAAAAUGUAUGCACUCACUGUACUGUAAGUUGCUUUGGAUACAAUUGUCUACUAAAUGUCAUACCGGUAUUAUCACUGAUAUGCACGUUUUGUGUGAUUUCAAUAGGGGCAUUAUACAGAAUAGAUUGCCAGUAAUGGUUGGGUUGUGUAGAGCUUUCUGAUGGCAGUCACUGAGUUGGACAUUCACUGUUAUAUGAUAUCUGCUGUAGAACCCACCACAGUCAGUGUUCUGCUGUAGAACCCACCACAGUCAGUGUUCUGCUGUAGAACCCACCACAGUCAGUGUUCUGCUGUAGAACCCACCACAGUCAGUGUUCUGCUGUAGAACCCACCACAGUCGGUGUCCUGCUGAAGAACCCACCACAGUCAGUGUCCUGCUGUAGAACCCACCACAGUCGGUGUUCUGCUGUAGAACCCACCACAGUCGGUGUCCUGCUGUAGAACCCACCACAGUCGGUGUCCUGCUGUAGAACCCACCACAGUCGGUGUUCUGCUGUAGAACCCACCACAGUCGGUGUUCUGCUGUAGAACCCACCACAGUCGGUGUCCUGCUGUAGAACCCACCACAGUCGGUGUCCUGCUGUAGAACCCACCACAGUCGGUGUCCUGCUGUAGAACCCACCACAGUCGGUGUCCUGCUGUAGAACCCACCACAGUCGGUGUCCUGCUGUAGAACCCACCACAGUCGGUGUCCUGCUGUAGAACCCACCACAGUCGGUGUCCUGCUGUAGAACCCACCACAGUCGGUGUCCUGCUGUAGAACCCACCACAGUCGGUGUCCUGCUGUAGAACCCACCACAGUCGGUGUCCUGCUGUAGAACCCACCACAGUCGGUGUCCUGCUGUAGAACCCACCACAGUCGGUGUCCUGCUGUAGAACCCACCACAGUCGGUGUCCUGCUGUAGAACCCACCACAGUCGGUGUCCUGCUGUAGAACCCACCACAGUCGGUGUCCUGCUGUAGAACCCACCACAGUCGGUGUCCUGCUGUAGAACCCACCACAGUCGGUGUCCUGCUGUAGAACCCACCACAGUCGGUGUCCUGCUGUAGAACCCACCACAGUCGGUGUUCUGCUGUAGAACCCACCACAGUCAGUGUUAAUGUGUGUUUGAUUUGUCAGAGUUCUCAACAAAUCUUUGUUUAGUUGCAUGCUGUGUGCUGCUAGUUUGUGGUGUUGAUGGCUGGUGUUUAGUUAGCUGUUUGGUGUGUGUGUGGUGUUGAUGGCUGGUGUUUUGUUAGCUGUUUGGUGUUGAUGGCUGGUGUUUAGUUAGCUGUUUUGUAUGUGUUUUUACACGCACUCUUAUGUGAAUAAUCCGACUUCAUCUAGCAAAAUGCCAUAUGAAUUAAUUUAUUUUCUCUCUUCACAGUUUACCUCUAUGAUACAAAGAUGUGCUGACUCCUCUCACAUAAUGUGGACUUUGACUGGAGCCUGAACACAGUGGAACCUAUACAUCUACUUUGCCUUUUCAGAGACAAAGCAGUGUCUCAAAUGGGGCCCUAUUCCCUAUAUAGUGCACAACUUUUGACCAAGGCGCAUAGGGUUAUGGUCAAAAGUAGUUGCACUAUAUAGGGAAUAAGGUGCCAUUUUGGAUGCAACCAAAGACUGCAAAACGCCAUAUAUUUUAGGAAAGAGGGUCAGGUUAACGUUGCAUUCAUGUAAGGACUGCAGUCGGACUUGCAUAUGUCUCAGUAAACCAAAUGGUUUCACCUUCUGCCUUCUACAGUAUAGCCUGGUGCCAGAUCCGUUUGUGCCGUCUUGCCAACUCCAUUGCUGUGCUGUUGUCAUGCCAAUGGCAAGACAGCACAAACAGAUCUGGCACCAGGCUUCAUACACU